CUAAAAUAUUGCAAGGUUAUGUUUAGUUAGAUUUACGUAACAAAUAUAAGAUGCGUCCAAAAGUAUCAGCCGUACUGACUCAAUAUUUAAAACAGUGCAAUGAACCACCGUGGACGUCAUACUUCAUACGGUAUCGAGAUGUUUACAACGAUCAAUUCGGUCUUUCCCACUUCAAUUGGACCUUAGACAGCGGCACCAAUUAUCAUAUCUUAAGAACUGGCUGCUGGCCGUACAUGAAAUAUCAUUGCACAAAACGGCCAUUGCAAAACUUGACUCUUGAUGAUAAACUCAUAAAUUUUAUCAAAAUGAUAAAUUUAGGUAUUCCUCAACUUAUGUACGGCUUUUCGGCAAUGAUGCUAAUUACCCAUAUCGAAUAUGUUGAUAUGCGUGAACAUGGAAAAGUACCCAUUUACUUUCUAUACAAAGAAGAUAAAGGAUCACAUUACUAAAUAAUCGAGACUGGCAAUGGUUU
Sitodiplosis mosellana (orange wheat blossom midge) is the source of this 472-nucleotide messenger RNA. RefSeq lists its product as uncharacterized. The record is from RefSeq and is a predicted model, not a curated record. The transcript has 3 exons. The coding region runs from base 51 to 449 and encodes 132 amino acids. Lineage: Eukaryota; Metazoa; Arthropoda; Insecta; Diptera; Cecidomyiidae.